This is a messenger RNA of Tetrahymena thermophila SB210, 447 nucleotides long. RefSeq names its product zinc finger protein. NCBI's taxonomy places the organism in Eukaryota, Ciliophora, Oligohymenophorea, Hymenostomatida, Tetrahymenidae. The transcript has a single exon. Gene Ontology annotation, molecular function: nucleic acid binding; zinc ion binding. The record is from RefSeq and is a predicted model, not a curated record.
UCUUAUCAACCUCAGUUGUUUUAAAUUUAAUUAGAGAUUGAAUUUAUUGGCAAACAAUUAUUUAUUCUAUUAAUUCAUUAAUUAUUUUUGACCAAUAUUAUUAAAUCAACUAAGUAAAAAUAAAUGGGAGGAGUUUAAAGAAGAAAGGGAACUAAGGGAAAGAAUAAAAAUUUCCACAGAACAUUUAAAACUAGACAUUAUAAAAGAGAUUAGGACCAAGUCCAUGAAGAUAUAAAACCUGAAAAUCAAGAAAAGUGGCUCAAUUAAGAAGUUAACGAAGACUUACCUGGUCUUGGUCAAUAUUAUUGUAUUCCAUGCGCUAGAUAUUUCAAUAAUGAUGAAUCUUUAAAGACACACUAGACUACUAAGGUCCAUAAGAAAUCAGUAAAAAGAGCUAAUGAAAAACCUUAUACUAUUGAAGAAGCUGAAGAAUGCGGCAAAUUUUGA